Molecule: messenger RNA, 799 nt
Organism: Drosophila gunungcola (fruit fly)
Lineage: Eukaryota; Metazoa; Arthropoda; Insecta; Diptera; Drosophilidae
Product: coactosin-like protein
Exons: 3
Coding region: 148-639 (163 amino acids)
Biological process (GO): regulation of actin filament polymerization
Cellular component (GO): site of polarized growth; actin filament; plasma membrane
Molecular function (GO): actin filament binding
Source: RefSeq, a predicted model, not a curated record
GCCGUUUCCCCCCCUUAUAAUCCGCCAAACGCCUCCUCUUCCUACGAGACUCCACUCGCGAUCCGAAGAUCUUAGAGCAUCCCAGUUGCACAUCCACAUCCAGAACUCCAAACUCUGAUCACAGAACACAGAACCCCGAACACCAGCAUGUCGGACGGCAUUGAGGUCGAGCAAAUGGUGGAGAGCAAGCCGAGAAGGAUGCCGCUGGCCACGUCGCUGGAGAAGGACUCGAUCCGCGAGGCCUACGAGGAUGUGCGCUCUGAUCUCACGGACACCGAGUGGGCGGUGUUCAAGUUCGAUGGGGCCCAGAUCAUCGUCCAUGGACGCGGCCAGUGCUUCGAGGAGUUCCGGCAGCAGUUCGGCGACUCGGAACGUGCCUUCGGCUACAUACGCAUCCAGAUGGGCGACGAGAUGUCCAAACGCAAGAAGUUCAUCUUCCUCACGUGGAUCGGCCAGGAGGUGGGCGUCAUCCAGCGGGCCAAGAUGUCCACGGACAAGGCGCUGAUCAAGGAUGUGCUUAAUAACUUCGCCGUGGAACUGCAGGCGGGCGUGGAGGCCGAGCUGGACAUUGAGCUGUUCCGGGAGGCGUUGAACCGGGCCGGCGGUGCCAACUACGGCACGGGCAUCCGGGAUAACUAACUAACGGCCUACAAGUUACUUUAUAUACAUUUUUUUUUUUUGCAUCUCUCAACCGCUUACCAAACACUCUGAUCCUUUCUCUUUAAUUAUUAUGAAUUAAUUUUAUGAAAUUUAAAAACUGUACAUUUUAUGUAAUAUUAUACAAGCAAUUGUAACAUUA